GACCUGCGCACGGUAGCUGGGUUGGGGUCGGGCUCCGGGAAUGGUGGGCGGCGGUCGCCGGGUGGGGCGCGACGGCAGCCCAGUUCCGGGCGGGGUGGGAACCCAGACGGGGGACUCCUAGGCGCCGGGCCCUCCCCGUACUUUUCCCCCUUCCCAGUCAUUUCUUCUGCGGAACCUCCACCCCUCCAGUGGGUGCGGGACGCUAGGCAGCAGGCCAGGCACCGCCGCUCUGACUGGGGGCCCCGAAGCAGUUAACGGGCCGGACAGCAAAGUGGAAAGUUAGACCAGCUGGGAUCAGGGGAGGUGGGCACCCGGCUGCAGGAGGCGCGGCCAGGCGGGCACUGCCCCCCUAACUUGCUGUCGAUCCUGCCGGUCUCGUCCCGCAGAGCCGGUGCCGUCUGUGGGGGCUUUGGGCCGGGGUCUCCCGACAGCAUGAGCGUGGGCUUCAUCGGCGCUGGCCAGCUGGCUUUUGCCCUGGCCAAGGGCUUCACAGCAGCAGGCGUCUUGGCUGCCCACAAGAUAAUGGCUAGCUCCCCAGACAUGGACCUGGCCACGGUUUCUGCUCUCAGGAAGAUGGGGGUGAAGUUGACACCCCACAACAAGGAGACAGUGAAGCACAGUGAUGUGCUCUUCCUGGCUGUGAAGCCACACAUCAUCCCCUUCAUCCUGGAUGAAAUAGGUGCCGACAUUGAGGACAGGCACAUUGUGGUGUCCUGCGCGGCCGGCGUCACCAUCAGCUCCAUUGAAAAGAAGCUGUCAGCAUUUCGGCCAGCCCCCAGGGUCAUCCGCUGCAUGACCAACACUCCAGUCGUGGUGCGGGAGGGGGCCACCGUGUAUGCCACAGGCACGCACGCCCAGGUGGAGGAUGGGAGGCUCCUGGAGCAGCUGCUGAGCAGCGUGGGCUUCUGCACGGAGGUGGAAGAGGACCUGAUCGAUGCCGUCACGGGGCUCAGUGGCAGCGGCCCCGCCUACGCAUUCACAGCCCUGGAUGCCCUGGCUGAUGGGGGCGUGAAGAUGGGACUUCCAAGGCGCCUGGCAGUCCGCCUUGGGGCCCAGGCCCUCCUGGUCAGUGUGUUUCCUGACCCUCUCGGGGGGCCACUCUUUGCAGAGCCCUGGGGCUGUACUGGGAGGAGCCAAGUGGGGAGUCAGUGUGUGCUACAGUGGCUGGGGCAGUGCCCUGCAGAGGCAGGUGGGUGCCCACAGCCGUCAGCCUUUCUUCUGGCUGCAGGGGGCUGCCAAGAUGCUGCUGCACUCAGAACAGCACCCAGGCCAGCUGAAGGACAACGUCAGCUCUCCUGGUGGGGCCACCAUCCAUGCCUUGCACGUGCUGGAGAGUGGGGGUUUCCGCUCCCUGCUCAUCAACGCCGUGGAGGCCUCCUGCAUCCGCACACGGGAGCUGCAGUCCAUGGCUGACCAGGAGCAGGUGUCACCGGCUGCCAUCAAGAAGACCAUCUUGGACAAGGUGAAGCUGGACACCCCUGCAGGGACCUCUCUGUCGCCUUCUGGCCACACCAAGCUGCUCCCCCGCAGCCUGGCCCCAGCGGGCAAGGAUUGACACGUCCUGCCUGACCACCAUCCUGCCACCACCUUCUCUCAUCACUAGGGGGACUAGGGGGUCCCCAAAGUGGCCCACUGUCUGUGGCUCUGAUCAGCACAGGGGCCAGCCAAGGACAUAGCCAGGGAGGGGCCACAUCACUUCCCACUGGAAAUCUCUGUGGUCUGCAACUGCUUCCCAGCCUGGAACGGGGGUGGAUUCCCCAACCUCAACCUCCUUUCUCCUCUGCUCCCAAACCACGUCAGGACCACCUUCCUCUAGGGCUCAGGAGCACGGAGGGUCUUCACCCACUCCUACUCCAGUAUCAGUUGGUAUGGGCUCCUUCCUGAGGGCAAAGGUCAAGGACCCCCUCUGGGAAGGCUCAGCAGAGGUGCGAUCCCAUGCCUCCUCCUGGCCCCUCCCUGCCCUCCAUUCAGGGAGAAACCUCUUCUUCCCGUGUGAGAAGGGCCAGAGGGUCCAGGCAUCCCGAGUCCAGCGUGAAGGGCCACAGCCCUUCUUGGCUGCCAAGCACCCAGAUCCCAUGGACAUUUGGGGAAAGGGCUCCUUGGGCUGCUGGUGAACUUCUUGUGGCCACCGCCUCCUGCUCCUGACCUCCCUGGCAGGGUGCUAUCACUUCUGUCCUGGCCCUUUCAGUUUUAUAAGUUGGUUUCCAGCCCCCAGUGUCCUGACUUCUGUCUGCCACAUGAGGAGGAGGCCCUGCCUGUGGGGGAGGGUGGUUGCUGUGGGUGGAAUAGUGGGGGCCUUCAACUGAUUAGACAAGGCCCGCCCACAUCUUGGAGGGCAUCUGCCUUACUGAUUAAAAUGUCAAUGUAAUCUAA
This is a messenger RNA of Nomascus leucogenys (northern white-cheeked gibbon), 2373 nucleotides long. RefSeq names its product pyrroline-5-carboxylate reductase 1 (gene PYCR1). The record is from RefSeq and is a predicted model, not a curated record. The coding region runs from base 433 to 1413 and encodes 326 amino acids. Gene Ontology annotation, molecular function: pyrroline-5-carboxylate reductase activity. Gene Ontology annotation, biological process: L-proline biosynthetic process. Lineage: Eukaryota; Metazoa; Chordata; Mammalia; Primates; Hylobatidae. The transcript is spliced from 6 exons.